UACUGUAACGGACGCAAGAUGGAUGAACCACUGUCGACUCGGCGCGGGCCGGAUCUGUAUAUCCCUCAUUGUCAACGACGAUAAACCACACUCCCACGGUUUCCAGCGAUUGCCGGACCUUGCCCACAACCACUUUCGCCAUCCGCUUUACUCUACCGUGACUUGGGAUUCGGAUACCCUCGUGAUAAUUAAACAUUUCGGGCAUUUUCUGGUUACAAAAUCUCAUGCCUGUUAACCCAACUUCAAUUCAUUGUCGAGCCGAGUUUUCACACGGCAUAUCAGCGGUGGCGGGAUCAACGUCUGAUAAUCUGCCUAACGGAACGUCCAUUCUCCUGCCCACAGGCUAGAGCUCUUUAUAACUCUAACACUUGUUCUUGAAACCGCUUUAACUCCUUUUCGCCCAUCGACGAUCUUAUAGUAGUCCUCUGGAACUGCUGUUUCGACGUGAUAAAUGGCUCCAGUUUUGAUGUUGACGCGGAAACGCGCGUUAGGGAUCGCGGCGGGAACGAUCGUAUUAGGUACAGGAUGGCAACUCUAUUCCGUGAAUAAGCCUGCGUUUCCUCCUCCUCCACCUGGUGGCAGACCACCACCUCCCUGGACUCCACCUUCCAGGCAGCAAAUGCUGAGUAGUUUGAGAGCGAAUGUACCGGUAAGGGCAUUGGAGGAGGACGUAGAAUUAAAAGGGGACGAGGAGUUUGAUUUGCUAAUUGUUGGUGGAGGAGCUACAGGCUCCGGAGUUGCCGUUGAUGCUGCUUCGAGAGGUCUUAAGGUUGCACUUGUCGAGAGGGAUGAUUUUAGUUCUGGUACAUCAUCAAAAUCCACCAAGCUUGUCCAUGGCGGUGUUCGAUAUCUUCAAAAAGCUGUUCUCGAACUCGACUAUGAGCAAUACAAACUCGUCAGAGAAGCAUUGCAUGAACGCCGAAUCUUCCUCCAGACAGCACCGUAUCUUUCCCAUAUGCUUCCUAUCAUGCUGCCGCUGUAUAAAUGGUGGCAAUUACCCUAUUAUUGGGCUGGGUGUAAAGCAUAUGAUUUCUUGGCUGGCGGUGAGAAUAUGGAGUCUAGCUAUGUCAUGACAAAAGGAAAGGCUCUCGAAGCGUUUCCUAUGCUCAAGAGUGAAGGUUUGGUUGGUGCGCUGGUUUAUUAUGACGGUCAACACAAUGACGCGCGAAUGAACGUGUCAUUAAUCAUGACGGCGGUCCAACAUGAUGCCACAGUCAUUAAUCACGUCGAAGCGACCGAAUUAUACAAGAAUGAAGCAACUGGCAAGCUGAAUGGCGCACGCGUUCGAGACCGUUUAACAGGUGAAGAGAUCAACGUUCGGGCAAAGGGAAUCAUCAACGCCACUGGUCCCUUCAGUGACUCGCUUCUCCAAAUGGAUGCAGCCAUCUCCGGCCUGGCUCCACCCAAGCCUAUUGUCGCCCCUUCUUCCGGCGUACACGUCACUUUACCGAAUUACUAUUCCCCUCGUAAGAUGGGUCUUCUCGACCCUGCCACAAGUGAUGGGCGGGUAAUCUUCUUCUUACCAUGGCAAGGAAACACCAUUGCCGGUACGACCGAUACUCCCACGAGCGUGACGGAUAUGCCCAUACCACGCGAGGAAGAAAUUGAAUGGAUCUUGGAAGAAAUUAAACGAUACUUGUCACCCGAUAUUCGAGUUCGAAGAGGGGAUGUUCUUUCAGCGUGGAGUGGUUUACGACCUCUUAUACGGGAUCCUAAUUCAUCGAACAGCAAGGACCUCGUGCGGAACCAUUUGAUCACAGUCUCGGGAUCUGGGUUGAUCACCAUUGCUGGUGGGAAGUGGACAACAUACAGGGCCAUGGCGCAAGAGACUGUCGAUAAAGCGGCGGAAGUGUUUGGCUUUGAUGUUGGAUCGAGUAUUACGGAGCGGGUAAGGCUUGUUGGAAGCGAAAAUUGGAGUAAGAACAUGUUUAUUGGGUUGGUUCAACGGUAUGGUCUGGAAACGGAGGUGGCUAAGCAUCUCUCUGAUAAUUAUGGAGACCGUGCCUGGGCUGUAGCUUCUAUGGCGGAGUCAGCAGGUCGUAGAUGGCCUCUGCAUGGUAUCAGACUAAAUCCCAACUAUCCCUACAUCGAGGCUGAGAUUUAUUAUGCUGUUCGGAAUGAAUAUGCUCAAACAGCAGUCGACUUCAUCGGACGUCGGUCACGGCUAGCUUUCCUCAAUGCAGCAGCAGCGCUUGACGCCCUUCCUCGUGUGAUUGAUAUUAUGGGGAAUGAGCUUGGAUGGAAUGCGAAUAGAAGGAAGAAGGAAUGGGUUGAUGCGAGGGAGUAUCUCGUCACUAUGGGAUUGCCACCCCCUUCUCCGGGGGAGAUUGAGAAGGCAGAUUUGGAUGUGAGAGGCAGAGGAUGGUAUGAUCUCACGCUUGGAGGGACACGAGGCGGCGGGGGGUUCCUCGGCAGGUUUACACGACUUGGAAGUGGAAUCGGAGAAGCGGAUCAUUCGUCUUUGUUGCAUUCGAGAGCACACUUCUCGCUGGAUGAAUUGGAGGCGUUGCGUCUAGCUUGGGUUGCUCGUGGUGGUGACGAGGAAAAAGGAGCUGGGAUCCGACCUACCGACGUCGUUGAGAUUUCCCGCGGGGAGGCCAAGUUUAUUGCUCCGAGCGGGAAGGCUGUUGAGUUGAAAGACGUGGUCAGUGCAAUGGUUAGCGCGGGGAUUGAAAAGGCGAAGAACUCACUGAGCUUCGAUGAGUUCGUGGAUACUGCAGCAAGCAUGAAAGACACGCUCACUGCCAAGCGCAAAGGAGUCAAACUCUCUGCACGAGAUGCGGAGCGGAGAGUCAUCCCCGUCGAGAAGAGUGGAGGAGGCCUUUAAAAUGAACUGUCCAGCAUUCCUCUUUUGCCACAUGCGCACUCUGCUCAUUUUCAUCCAUUUUGAGCUGGAGCUUGAGGCACAAUUUUGCCCAUUCGUCUUCGUUCUGCUUGCUAUUGACGGACCCAAAGGACCACAUUCACCCCAAGGAUGGAAUGUUGUAUCGUAGUUCUGUACAUAUGUGGAUUAUGCAUCUAACAGUGCUCUAAUUGCCUAUGUAGUAACGGCAUCUUUUGGC
Messenger RNA from Cantharellus anzutake, 3062 nucleotides. RefSeq lists its product as uncharacterized. Gene Ontology annotation, molecular function: glycerol-3-phosphate dehydrogenase (quinone) activity. Bases 452 to 2827 code for a protein of 791 amino acids. The transcript has 7 exons. Gene Ontology annotation, cellular component: glycerol-3-phosphate dehydrogenase (FAD) complex; mitochondrion. The record is from RefSeq and is a predicted model, not a curated record. Gene Ontology annotation, biological process: glycerol-3-phosphate metabolic process. Lineage: Eukaryota; Fungi; Basidiomycota; Agaricomycetes; Cantharellales; Hydnaceae.